AUGGAGCACUCAACRGCAAUUCUCGAAGAUGCCAACCGGACUAUUGAAAGUGCUGCCAAGUCUGGCGAGGCAGCUUCCGGCGAGUCCAGCCGCAAGGAACCUCAUCAUAAGAAGAGUGAGCAGCGUGACAACCAAGACGACCGUCGCAAGCGCAAGGGCAACUUCAAGGAUGACACCAUACGUCAUGGGAGUGGAGGCGGACGUAACAACAAUAAGCGGCAUAAGAAAGGCGAUAUGGGAAGAGGGGAGUACUUCGCCUCCAACCCAGAUAGACGCCAAAAGAAUGAGGAUGCCCAAGAGAAACGGAUCAGAGAUGGCGCUGUAGGGCAGGGAGUCGUCUUCUCAAAGGAAGAGAUUGAUGCGGAACAGCGCAGACCUAAGCACAAGGUCGCCGUGCUGAUCGGAUACUCCGGCACGGGUUACAAGGGUAUGCAGAUUUCGGGAACUGAAAAGACGAUCGAAGGAGACCUAUUUCGAGCCUUUGUCCAGGCUGGCGCGAUCAGCAAGGCGAAUGCAGAGGAUCCGAAGAAAAGCAGUUUCKUACGAUGUGCACGUACCGACAAGGGCGUGCACGCAGCUGGAAACAUGAUUAGUCUGAAAUUGAUCAUAGAGGAUCCGGACAUUGUGGAAAAGAUUAACGCGGAGCUGAGCCCACAGAUUCGGGUGUGGGGAAUUGAGAGGACGAUCGGCAGCUUCUCAUGCUAUCAAGCAUGUGACAGUCGCUGGUACGAGUAUCUCAUUCCGUCGCAUGCUUUCCUUCCACCCCACCCAAGUAGUUGGUUGGCAAAGCAGUUGGAGGCACUAGCGGACGAGGCUGGUGAUCGGGAGGGCUACGAGAAGCGGCAAGAGGAAGUAAAAGGCUUCUGGGAGGAUGUCGACGCCAAGGAGAUCAAGGAGAUUCUGCAGACGAUCGACGAGGACAUUCGUUGGGACGUGGUCAAGGCUCUGCAGGGAGAGGAAGAAGCGAGCGCGAAAGCGACCAAAAUGGAGCCAGAUGGCGGCCAGGCAGUAAAAGUUGGCAAGAGUGUCAAGCCGGAGUCGCAGGAAGUGCAACCAGAGARAACUGAGGAGGCCGCGAUAAUUAUCAACGAGCCGGACGUCGCUGGAAAGGAAGAUGAAGCUGCUGUGAAGAAAGAAGACAACACAGCAGUCCCUUCGAGCGGCGCAGACGCAAAAACCGCCAAUUCGUCGACCAUGACAGAGGCUGAGAUUGAGCGCCUUCAACGCCUCCGCGCUGCAACCAAGCUCCUCCGUAACGCCUACAUUUCCGCCAAGCGCAAGUACCGCAUUCCCAUGGCCAGGAUAGAUCGCAUCCAGGCCGCCCUAGCCAAAUAUGUGGGAACCAGGAAUUACCACAACUAUACGAUCCAGAAGACGUUCAAGGACCCAAGCGUCAAGCGACACAUCAAGUCUUUUGUCGUGAAUCGCAAGCCGAUCCUGAUCGGUGAUGGCGAGGAUAAGACAGAAUGGUUGAGUUUGAAAGUCCAUGGUCAGAGCUUUAUGAUGCACCAGAUCCGGAAGAUGGUGGGCAUGGUCACUCUCAUUGUGAGAUCAGGAGCUUCAGUACAGACGAUGGAGGAUUCUUUCACAGCUGCACGGUACUCCAUCCCGAAGGUACCCGGUCUUGGACUGCUGCUCGAACGCCCAGUUUUCGAGACGUACAACAAUCUGCAAGCUGCUAAGCAUGGAAGAGAGCCUUUGAAGUUCAGCAAGUAUGAAAAGGAGCUGGAGGCCUUCAAGGAGAGGGAGAUUUAUCAACGAAUCUUCAGGGAGGAAGAAGAGAGGAACGAGUUCGGGAGGUUUUUCAAUCACGUGGACAACUUCCGCGAGCAGUACUUCUUGUUCGUCACGUCAAAGGGAUUGGAGGCUACGAAGGGAGCCGUGAGGAAGCCUUUGGUUGAGAGUGAGGAUGAGCAAAGUGGUGGGGAGAAUUAA
Molecule: messenger RNA, 1935 nt
Organism: Ramularia collo-cygni
Lineage: Eukaryota; Fungi; Ascomycota; Dothideomycetes; Mycosphaerellales; Mycosphaerellaceae
Product: related to tRNA pseudouridine synthase
Exons: 2
Coding region: 1-1935 (644 amino acids)
Biological process (GO): mRNA pseudouridine synthesis; tRNA pseudouridine synthesis
Cellular component (GO): nucleus
Molecular function (GO): pseudouridine synthase activity; RNA binding
Source: RefSeq, a predicted model, not a curated record